AUGGCGUUCAGCUUUGCAAAUGCGGCGUCCUCUCCGUCGACCUUUGGCACAAAUAGUGGUGGCGGUGUCUCAGUGCACGAUGGCCCAGACCUAAAAGAGAUCCAGACGAAUGAGUUGGGAUUUGCGGCUCUGAACGGAGAAGCCAAAGUACGCCUUCUACCGACAGCAUGGCCAUCAGACGCCCUACCUACGCCGUCAUCAUCUUUGCUCAGCAUUGCUUCUAGCAAGAAGCUUCUAGCAGCUGCUGGCCCUGAUGCUUUAUAUCUCUACAACACUGAUAAAGUACGAGAUGCUUUUCAGUCCCCUCCAGAUGAAAAAGACGGGACAAUACGAUCUAUCCAACCGGAUUUCACGAUUCCUCAAUCUCGCGUCUCCCACAUCGCUUUCUCGUCUGAUGAUAGUGUAUUGGUAGCGUCCAGCGAGCCAGAGGGGUCUGUCGUAGCGUUCCAAGUCGACAGCAUAACCAAGGGUGCGCUCAAUCCUGCUGUGCAAGUCUCGACCAAUGGCCAGAGUCUCCGCGCAUUGGUGCCGAAUCCUGUUACAGAGCAUGCCGAGUUGUUUGCUCUCAUUCUGAAAAACGGUGAUCUCCUGCUCCUGGACCUCAAGGCUGGUUCUCUGGUAUCGGGAAGCAAUGGCCCAGUCCUAAACACCGGCUGCAGCUGUUUGUCGUGGAGCAAUCGAGGCAAGCAGCUGGUCACUGGAAGGGCAGAUGGCACGGCCUUGCAGAUGAAGCCAGACGGGACCGUCGUGGCUCAAAUACCGAAGUCUGCGUCCAUCCCAGCAGAUGUCCACAUCUCCGGCAUUUCGUGGCUUGAAAACGACACAUUUUUCAUCACCUAUACGCCUAAUGACACAAGCGACGGUAUCCAGCCAUCUGAGUAUUACAUUGUUAACCGGGAAUCUAAGACCUCAAAAUACACCUUCCAGAAGCUACCAGAGGUGCUUCCACCGUUUGGGUUACCUCGCUUGCCGACAUCACACUUGAUUGCAAGGCUACGAAAGUUCCCUCCGCACCUUGAGGACCUCCUGAUAGUUGCAAGCAGCACAUCUACCGAUGUUGGUCUACUUUCCAGGUCUGACAAACCUCUGUCACAAGAAGAUCCUGUUACCUCUGCCUUCACAUUUACAACCAUCGAAGAUGACACCCGACGGGCGCAACUUCCGUUAUCAGCUGGCAUGGAAGAUACUUCUCCGGUUGGCAUGGCUGUGGAUCUAUCGAGCUCUGAGAAAGUCCCAAACCCAAUUCCAGCUGAUGCAGAAAUUCUUGAGACCGCUGGACCUGUCCCUAGUCUCGUCGUUCUGAACAACGAAGGCUUACUGAUGUCAUGGUGGAUUAUCUACAACGACUCAGUCCGCCAGCAGACCACAUUCUCAGGCUUCGCUAACGUGCAAGCUAUCAGAGGGACAUCUGGUGAAACAGUAUCGGAAGCUUCGUCCACGGCUUCGCGGGCUACGGGCACUUUCGGCCACCUUGGCAAUCCCAGUCCGCUCACAAAGACAGAAACCAGCAGCCUUGGGGCCACAUCUCUUCAGAAUGGGUUUGGCGCUGCAUCACCGAAACCGUUCGGUACCUCUUCACCAAUCGCUGCCAACAAGCCGUCGUGGGCCACCACCGGGUUCGGAGGCCCCACGACAUCCGGCCCUUCUGGAAACUCAGCAUUUGGCGCUGCUACUCCUCUCGGCUCUGGCGCCGUCCCGGCUUUCGGCUCAGCCAGCGCAAUAGGGGCUCGACAACCAGCAUUUGGCCAAUCUUCUAGUAUGAGUGCAGGUUCUGCUUUUGGCCAGCCAUCGUCAAUUGGGGCUCCUUCAGUUUCGAGUCCUUUCGCCAGUGCAGGUGGAGCGUCAAGUAGCUCUGGCUUCGCUUCCUUCUCCAAAGGCAGUGGUUUUGCAUCCUUUGCCGGAGGCAACGCGAACAAGAGCACCCAAAGUCCAUUUUCCUCGAAGACAGGCAUAGGAUCUUUUGCCGGUUCAUCUCCCAGCCCAUUUACGGCCACAAGUGGCAACCAAACGUUCGAAUCGUCAACUAAGACUGCAUUCAGUUCAAAUCAGUCGACUUCUUCGCCGUUUGGAUUAACAAAACCAGCAGAAGGGCUUGGCUCGUUCGGCAAUGCUGGUGCUUUCAAGCUACAGUCAUCAUUCCAAGGAGAUGGUACAGCCGCAGAUGAUUUUCCCAAGCCUAAGGAAUCAAGCGGAUUCGGCUUCGGUACGGCCUUGGAUGAUAUGUUGGGUGAACCUACCAAUGCUCUGUCACCGACGCAUGACCAAGAGGCUGAGAUGGAUGAACAAAGUGCGGUUAGUGAAGCUGGGUCAGAGAAAGCACCGAGUCGCAGUGUAACCGCGCAGCCGGGACCUGCACUAUCACAGACGCUGGUGACACCCCCUUCCACCCUGAGUCAGUCGAAAGCAACGCCUGCUCCGCCGCUUUCCAACCUAUUCGGUCAACCUUCCAGAGACUCCACAACUCCGCAAGCCCCUACAUCUACACCAGGGUGGUCAUUCGGACUCAACUCCUCUACGACCCCGAAGGAAACACCGGCCGUUCACAAGACAUUGUUUGGGACGACCACAACAACGAACGAGACACCUGCUGCUGUCCAAAAGAGUCAACCGAUGAAGACUUUUGAGCAAAAGGAGGAAGCACCCCGGAUCAAAGAAGAACCUCCAAGCGACGAGGAAUCCGUCGAUAUGGAGAAUAUUCCAGAGGCCCCGCUUCCCCCAGAUCCGGUGAGCAAACCUCGUUAUGCUUCCGGAGAUACCUCGGCCUCCUCAAACGUCUCCAAAGGCUCUCCUGAUGAGGCACCAUUGCCCCCUGAUUUUCUGCCUGUACCAAAAGCUGGUCAAAGUGAUGAGGAUCAACCGGAGCUGCCAAGUGAUGAGGGCGAUGAGGACAGUGACGAUGACUUCAGCUCUGACUUUGAAGGUAGUGGCGAAGAAGUUACGGGCGAGCUUAGUCCCGGAGAGGAGAUGACAGAAGAGCAACACGAACAGUUGCAGACUUCUCCGGAAAGUUCGUUCAAGAGUGGCGGUGGCAGUUUAGAGACAAGCCCGACAGGCGGUUUGUUUACCAAGGUAACAUCCAAAGCUUUGCCACAAACAUCAAGUCGACCACUUUUUGGCGAGGUCGGCACUGGACCCAUCUUUGCUCCUCCGAAGCCUCAAGAGAGUCCUCGGUCACCCAGCCCAGUAAGACAUCUUCCCCCUAGCGAGAAGCUCAGGGCAGAGUCUUCGCGGUCUGUCAGUGCACCUGCGCAUCCUAGGUCUAUCGUUGACCAACGUAAGGCCGCAUAUCAGCAGUCCACUCUUGCUGCCCAGGCGGCCAAGACAAGAGAGGAGGAAGCAGCAAAAGAGCAAGCACGCCGCGAAGCCAUCGCUCGUCAGAAAGCGCAGGCAGAGGCAGAACAGCUCCAGCAACUCGAGGACGAUGAAGAUGAGAGGUUGAGAGAGGAACUUGAGCGACCAAUCUCACCUAGCUCGAACCUCGACGAUUUCAUCACUUAUCAGCCCAAACCGUCGGAAGAGACGUCCAAGACUGGCAUUCCUGCACAGAUCGAACGACUCUACUCUGAUAUCAAUUCAAUGGUUUUCACUUUGGGCAUAAAUCAUCGAUCACUCUCCGCCUUUCUGAAAUAUCAACAACCCGAAGCAACAAACAAAUCUUGGCCUGCUGUGUUGCAAUCUGAAACUCCCAUGGAUGCUCUCAAUGAUGAGUGGUUUUUGACCGACAUCUCACGACUUCACGAAGGACAGACCGUCCUCGCACAACUGCUUUCUGAAAGCCAGGUCGACGAUUUCAAUGGCAAAGUUCAACAGUGCCAGAACCUUAUCGGGAGGGAUCUGUUCGAGUUGCGGACAAAACUAACCUCGAUCAGGAAGACUAUUCACGCUCUUUCGUCCUCCGAACAUGGAAUCACUGCGCCUCUGUCCGCUGAACAAGCCACUCUCCAACAUGAUCUUCGCAAAGCAUUCACCGCUGUGCAGACCAAACUAGUACAGGUUGAAGAUUGCAUCUCUGUAUUGAGAGCGAAGAUUGCUCAAGCAACGCCCACGGAGACAGUCAGCAGGCGAAAUAGUAUGUUGGGGAGAGCAUCUUCACAGAAGAAGCCCACCGUGGAAGCUGUGGCGAAGACAGUUGGCAAGAUGAUGUCAAUGGCUGAACAAAAGAGUGCGGAUAUCGAUGUGCUCGAAUCCCAAUUGAAGAAAUUGGAUCUUGGACUAGCGUCCUCGACGAUCAGCACCGGAGAGGCAGUCAAGAAUCCUGCUACCCCAGUGCAUGGUCGACGAUCAGUGAAUGGUGCUUCCACUCCGGGCAGUACCGGCACUGUCUAUCACACUCCCGGAUCGGCAUUCAGCGGCAGUACUCGGUCAACUAGAAACUUCCGAGCAAGCCAGAAUGGCGGCCUAUCAUUAAUCUCAAACGAAGACAAGGAGCGUUGGAGGGCACAAGCACAGCGUAGGAAGGAGGCUGCAGGGUUACUGAAAACAGUCCUAAAAGAAAAGAGAAGACGAUCUGGUACUAAGCAAUGA
Messenger RNA from Exophiala spinifera, 4524 nucleotides. RefSeq lists its product as uncharacterized. Gene Ontology annotation, molecular function: structural constituent of nuclear pore; protein binding. The record is from RefSeq and is a predicted model, not a curated record. The coding region runs from base 1 to 4524 and encodes 1507 amino acids. The transcript has a single exon. Gene Ontology annotation, biological process: protein import into nucleus; RNA export from nucleus. Gene Ontology annotation, cellular component: nuclear pore. NCBI's taxonomy places the organism in Eukaryota, Fungi, Ascomycota, Eurotiomycetes, Chaetothyriales, Herpotrichiellaceae.